AUGAACACGUCGUGGGCAGUUCCGCCGCCUCCAGGAACGCAAGGGCAGCCAUAUGGGUAUCAAAGUAAGUCGCAGAGCCACAUCGCCUUCAAACUACACAAGACUUCCAGAGCAGUACCUGAUAUGUCUACAGACCCGCCAGCAUAUCACCCUGUCCAAGUACGGCAGUCCUUUAGCCAGCCGGCCCUUCACUAUCCCCCAAUGGUACAGCAACCCCCUCAAGCUACGGACCAAGCCGCCGAAGCAGGUGAAAAGAAGAAAAUAGACUGGCCAGUUCCUGUUCGCAACUAUGUGCAGAGAUCCUUUGAGCCCGGGCGUAUGGAUCCGGAUGUGCCAAGAGCCGAGAUGGAGGCCAAAUUAAAAGAAACCAUUUCCACUGCCACCGAGAAGAAUGUUCUUUACACCCUUGACUGGGACAAAUUACCCCUUCCUCAAGAAAUGAUUCGCCAUGAUCGGAGGAAGGCCGCUGGAGUCGCUCAAGAAGCGUGGCGGCAGCAAUCUGCGGCUGGGAAGAGUUUUGUCGAUACUUCGACAUCUAAAAAGAGAAAAUCGCAAGAGCUUGUUGGAGAUAAUGAGGACUCCCUUCCACCAUGGCGUGCAACUAACCCUCGCAAUGGAUUCGAAGAUCGUGUCACAUAUCCUGCGGAACGCUUCGACAAGCGACAACAACCCAUCCAAGACGAGAAUCUCAAAGGUACAAGUAAGUUUCACAAAAACCUCGAGAAACGACAGCGCCGCUUUGAUGGCGGAUACAAAUCCUCGUACAAAUCUCCAUCGCCUGAGCCCGUGUCAGGCCCUGUCAUCGGAACGUGUCAAAUCCUUGAAAAGCAAUACUUUCGCCUCACCUCCGCCCCCAUCCCAUCCCAAGUCCGCCCCGAAAGCAUACUGAGACAAACCCUUGAUCUUUUAAAGAAGAAGUGGAAGAAGGAAGGCAACUACUCUUACAUUUGCGAUCAGUUCAAAUCUAUGCGCCAAGACCUUACAGUCCAACGCAUCAAAAAUGCUUUCACUGUCACUGUUUACGAGAUCCACGCUCGGAUCGCUCUAGAGAAAGGCGAUCUUGGUGAGUAUAAUCAAUGCCAAACCCAGCUACGAGCCCUCUAUACACAAAACCUGGGAGGGAACCCAGUGGAAUUCAAGGCGUAUCGUAUCUUGUAUUUCAUUCAUACAUCUAACCGCACUGCGUUGAAUGACGUUUUGGCGGAUCUAACCACAGCAGAAAAGCAAGAGAAGGCGAUUAAGCAUGCGCUCGAUGUUCGUUCAGCAUUAGCCUUGGGCAACUACCACAGAUUUUUCAGGCUUUACCUCGAAACCCCCAACAUGGGCGCCUACCUCAUGGAUAUGUUCGUUGUCAGAGAACGUUUAGCAGCCAUGUCAAACAUUUGUAGAGCAUUCAAACCAGAUGUACCAUUAAGAUUUGUCACCGAGGAACUUGGAUUCGAAUCAGACAGCGAUGCCGCGCAGUUCAUCUGCGACUAUAAUGGUCAAGCUCUACUUGAGGAGAAGGAAGGGAACAUGCGAUUUCUCUCCGGCAAAGCAGGCCAAAUUUUCGAAGUUGCAAAGAGCGAAGCUUUCCGGAAAGUCGAUAUUAAGGGCCAAAUCUAA
This is a messenger RNA of Lachnellula hyalina, 1605 nucleotides long. Its product is annotated as THP3-like protein. NCBI's taxonomy places the organism in Eukaryota, Fungi, Ascomycota, Leotiomycetes, Helotiales, Lachnaceae. The transcript has 2 exons. The record is from RefSeq and is a predicted model, not a curated record. The coding region runs from base 1 to 1605 and encodes 534 amino acids. Gene Ontology annotation, cellular component: nucleus.